Capronia coronata CBS 617.96 is the source of this 1905-nucleotide messenger RNA. RefSeq lists its product as uncharacterized. The record is from RefSeq and is a predicted model, not a curated record. NCBI's taxonomy places the organism in Eukaryota, Fungi, Ascomycota, Eurotiomycetes, Chaetothyriales, Herpotrichiellaceae. The transcript has a single exon. Gene Ontology annotation, molecular function: oxidoreductase activity. Bases 1 to 1905 code for a protein of 634 amino acids.
AUGUACGCUCUUCGACAAGUCGGUCAAAGCACAAAAGGCCGCAUCCCGCACGUGGCAGUGGUGGGCGCCGGCAUUUCAGGGCUUCGGUGUUCAGAUGUCCUCGCCCGUGCUGGAGUGAAGGUGACCUUAUUCGAAGCCCGCGAUCGUAUUGGCGGACGGGUCCACCAGGUCGAAUCCGGAGGGUAUCUGGUGGACAUGGGCCCGAACUGGAUCCAUGGGACCAAAGGCAACCCGAUCACGGAGAUUGCUGAAAGGACAGGUACGAAAGUGAUGGAGCCGGAGGAGGAAGAGGCGCUGGUCGACUCGAAUGGGACGAGACGAUCCAAUGCCGAAGCUGUCGAACUGUCCGGCAAAGUCUGGGAGAUGCUCGUUGGGGCGUUCAAGUAUUCGGACGAACAUUCCGCAACUAUCGACCCACACACGAGUCUGGCUGAGUAUUUCAGAGAACAACUUUCCAGCAUGGACAUCGACGAGAAAAGACGACAAGACAUCCUCCAUGAGGCGCAGAUGUGGGGCCCGUUUGUUGGUGAUGCGGUGGAGAAACAGAGCUUGAAGUUCUUCUUUCUAGAGGAGUGCAUUGAAGGAGAAAAUGUCUUUGUCGCAAGCACGUACAAGGAUAUUCUGAAAGAAGCCGGGCGGACGGCGACCGAUCCUGCUAAGGUCGAACUCAGGCUCGAGACGGAGAUAGUGCACUAUGAUACGACAGGUCGAAUCGCCAAGGAAAACACAGAUGGAACCGAAACCGGAACCAGAGUUGAUGGUGGGAGCAAGGUGGAAGCGGGACAAGAGACCACAACAGUCACUUCAACCCAGGAUGAGGAUGAAGACGAAGAUGGACACGCUCGUAAAGUCACCGUCACAGCAUCAACAGGCGAGAGACUUUCAUUUGACCAAGUCGUGGUAACGUGCCCCUUAGGCUGGCUGAAACGCUACCACACUUCAGCAUUCACUCCGGCCCUCCCACCCAGACUAUGCGCAGCGAUAGAGAAUAUCAAUUACGGCCGACUGGAGAAGUUAUACGUGACGUUCCCAACGGCAUUCUGGCUUUCGCCAAACGGGGAUGAUCACCAGCAUCAGCGGGACGAGAAAAGUGAACUCGACAAGGCCAUUUCAACCCUCGACGCCAAUAUCAAAGUCAAGCCUGCCGGCGAUUCGAGUCCCAGCUAUAACUCCAACCCUGCGCCCGAUGCCCAGUCCGCAUCCAACUACCCCUUCUUCACCCACUUCCACGAUCCAGCCUACAUCCCCCAUCCGAUCGACGAAGCAUGGAACCAGUCCGUCGCCUCACUCGCACGUCUACCCGCUCCGCACGCCCACCCAACACUCCUCUUCUACAUGUACGGUGCGUGCGCUACGCACGUCGUCCGCUCUGUGCAGGAUCUGACACCGUAUUCUGCCGAGUACAACGCGGUGUUAACGGCCUUCGCGCAGCCGUUUUAUAGUCGCCUACCGAACUAUUCGGCAUCAGACCCGUCAUGCACACCGACCUCGCUGCUCAUGACGCAAUGGCAGGCCGACCGGUUCGCGGGCAAUGGAAGCUACUGCAAUUUCCAGGUCGGGCUGGAACGCGGAGACGAGGAUAUUGAAGUCAUGCGAGCAGGGGUUGUUGUUCACUCGUCAGAUGGCAUAAAGCCUCCUACUCAUACAGGGUUGUGGCUUGCAGGAGAGCAUACAGCUCCGUUUAUCGCGCUUGGAACAACUACUGGAGCGUGGUGGAGCGGUGAGGGCGUCGCCAGAAGAAUCUGUGCGGCGUAUGGGCUCGAUGUCCCCGGAUAUGCCGCCAUGGACACCGUGACUGCUGGCCAGUUGGAUGGGCAGGCUGUGGAAAGGGAGCCGGAACCAAGGAAGAAGGACCUUGACGCAUACAAGCCCGACGCGGCCAAUAUGGCUGGGCUGGCUAUUUGA